AUGUUUACACAGUUCUACAACCCCACAUUACAUUGUUUCACAUUUCAGGACUUUCUUCUAGCUCCCACGGUGGAAGAAUUUGCUCACUUGCUCCAACUUCUAGUUAAGAACCAAGUGCCUUACAUGAUCGAAGAUAACUUCCCAAAUUUUGCCGAGAUAGAAAAAGCAUUACACAUGAAGAAGAAUUUGAUUGAGUUCAGUUUCCGAGUUAAGGGUAAUACCAAUGGCCUUCCGUCUAAGUUCUUGUUCGAGAAAGCCACCGUAUUUGCUAAUAGUGGGAGUUGGGACGCCUUCUAUGCAGCUUUGAUUACUCAUCUAUGGUCUGGUGCUAUUCCCAACCGUCGAAGAAACAUGAAGAAGGGCAGGACUAUUAACUGCUGCAUUCCUCUACUUCACAAGUGGAUCAUGACCCACUUGCCAAAGAGAGGACCAUUUGCUGAUAAUGUGGGGGCUUUGAAGUGGUCACAAAGGUUGGUGUCAUUGGAUGCUCAAGACGUCAUUUGGUACAACCAUGAUUAUAUGUGGGUAGAACUUAUCUUUCACUCUGGGGAGUUUCUAAGUGUUCCGCUCAUCAGUACUAAAGGGGGUUUGAUCAACUAUAACCUUGUUCUCUCACUACGUCAGUUAGGCUCUCCAUUGAAAGAAAAACCAUAUGACUGA
Messenger RNA from Lathyrus oleraceus (garden pea), 660 nucleotides. RefSeq lists its product as uncharacterized. The transcript has 2 exons. Lineage: Eukaryota; Viridiplantae; Streptophyta; Magnoliopsida; Fabales; Fabaceae. Bases 1 to 660 code for a protein of 219 amino acids. The record is from RefSeq and is a predicted model, not a curated record.